UUUCGGGACGCGUAAACAGAAAACUGUUUUUUCGAUGUUUGGUGAAGAUAUUUCUCAUAAAAAUUGUAGAAAAUCGUUGUAUUUCGCGUAAUUUAGUGUAAUUUCUUGGUCGUAACGGUAUUUCGCUGGGUAUCGCGCAAUUUCGGUUGAGUUUUAAGUGAUUUUCGGUCGGUUUUAAAGUGUUUUUUUUUCUCGUUUGUUGAUGUUUUCGUUCGUCGGUCAAAUUUGCGUCGUCGCGUUUCGGUAUUCCGAUCGAUUUUAAUUUUGUUUGUAAAUUUAAGGGGGAAUUUAAUCGUGUUACGAAUUUUUUGAUUCAAAAUGCCGCCAAGAAAAAAGUCAACGAGCAGCACGGAAUCGAGCAGCGGAAGCUCUUCGGAUUCCAGUUCCAGUGAUAGCAGCUCAAGCGGAAGCGAUUCUGGAAGUUCCAGCAGUGAGAGCGACUCAUCCAGCUCGCAAGAAACGACUACGGCAAGAACUAGCAACACCAACUCCAGCGCCAAUACUCCCAAAACCAAUGAAAAGGUUGUUCGCCGUCGCAGCUCGGAAAUGGCCAACAAUGCAUCCGGAGCCGCAUCCAAAACAUCAGUCUCAUCCGGAACCGUCAAGGAGGUGGACAAGGCCAGCGCAACCGCCAAAGUGAUCGCCCAAAAGCAGCAGAAACUCUCGAAAAGUUCCGUUUCCUCCAGCGAUGAAGAUUCCUCGCCGGAAAGCAAACCGGUCGUCCAGAAGAAGGUUCAGCAAGCGGAAGCCGCCAAAAAGAAGGCCCAGGAAAAGCAACCUGCCCAACAAGCACCGGUCGCUCCCCCAAUAACCGGCGGAAAGGUCCCUCCCUCCGUGAUCAAACAGCAACAGCAAGCUCACCAUCACCAGCAGCAAUCUCAACCGAAAUCCGCCCCUAUUACCAAGGGAGCGGCCAAAUCCGCCGGCGUUGGCGCCAAAGAACCGCCCAAAAUUACCCCUCCGAUAGCGAAAAAGGGUGGCGGUCCAAAUCCUGCGGCCUCUUCAGCACCGUCAACAAAGGCGAAGAAAAAGAGCAUUUUUUCGCCGGUCAAUUCUUCCGAGUCGGAAGAUGAGAAGGAAAAGCAACCGCAGAAGGACCGGAGGCCAUCGGCCGGAGGAGCCACGGCCAGUGUGGCGCCGAUGAGUUCUGCGACGGAGGGAAAGGCAACGGCGGGAGGAAAGGUUGCGACCGCGCAGAAAUCUGGCAAGGAAUCUACCGCUGCGACUGGGAAGGAGACGAGCAUGGAAAGUGCCGCAAGUCAGCAGCAACAGAAUCAACAGAGGGGUCGUGGUCGCCCUCGCAAAACCCCUGCUACUGGUGGCAGUACCGGAAGCAGCAGCACUAGCACCAGCACAACUACCACCACCACGACUACGAGCACAACCGGUCCGGUUACCAAACCAGUAGCCCUGGUCAAACCGCACGUGGUGUCAUCCACCCCUGCAACUGGUUCCAAAUCAAGCUCUACAACCUCAUCAACCCAACGCCAAACUUCCACUCAAUCGGCACAAAAACCGCCGGAAGAGGACAUUUCUUCCGCCACCUCCACUUCGACGGAUUCCUCUUCCGGAUCCGGCUCUUCGGACAGCGAUUCCGAUUCCUCAGAAGACUCGACUCCAUCGAACUCGGCCAACACGGCCGCGACGUCCGCAGCCGCACAAGAGCUCAAGAAGAGCAACGCCAACAUGAAGCGUCCGCUGGAGAGGACUCCGCAGAAAGGGAGCGGAGACGGGAAGGACGGUGGCGGAAGUGACAGUGAGGGCGAAGGGACGAAGCAGACGCGCAAGUUGACGAGGUCGUCGAGUACGCGCAAGUCGAAGCAUCUGCUGGGGAAGAAUGCUUCGGAGACGGAAUCGGACGGGGACAGUGUGAAGAGGUCGGCGUCCAAGAGUCCGGUGAAGAAGGCGCCGAUUGUGCCGACCAAGGGCAAGGCGAAGAACAGUAGCAAGAAGAAGGACGCUGUGGUGAAGGAGUUGAUGCAGGUCGAAGAACCCGAACCGGUGGAAAACCGCUGCCCUCUCGUAGCCUGCGACACGCUAGGCCACCUCGGUGGUCAGUUCGAGCGGCACUACACGCUGGAAGCGUGCCCAAUGUUCCACAACAUGUCCUCCCAGCACACCAAGGAUGCCCUCCAGGAGCGCAAACGUCGCGAAGAGGAACGCAAAAAGUGCACCCCGGUCUACGAGGGCUCCAAGAAGAUCCAAACGCCGGACCAGAAGGCCUACCUCCAGAAGAUCCGAGACAUCCGGCUUAAGUUCAAACCGAACCCACCCCCGAUGGAGAAGCCCCGACCCAUGUCCGAGCGGGACGAGAAUGAAAUCGAUUUGGAACCCAAGCUGGAGGGAAUCGUCCCCGACUACGAUCUGCAGCUGUUCCGGGAGGCGCAAGCCGCCGCCAGCGAGUGCAUGGAGAACGAACUGCGCGAGUUGGUCACGGGCAAGGGAACGCGGUUCAUCUCGAUGGGACGGCACAUCAUGCAGGUCUGGUACCAGAGUCCGUACCCGGACGAUGUGGCCCGGCUGCCGAAGCUGUACCUGUGCGAGUUUUGUUUGCGGUACCAAAAGUCCGAGGUCGGCAUGAAGCGGCACGCGGCCAAGUGCGUGUGGCGGCACCCGCCGGGCGAUGAGAUCUACCGGAAGGGUAAGCUGGGUGUGUGGCAGGUGGACGGGAAGCGGCACAAGCAGUACUGUCAGCAUCUGUGCCUGCUGGCCAAGUUCUUCCUAGACCAUAAGACGCUGUACUACGACGUGGAGCCGUUUCUGUUCUACGUGAUGACGUUGGCGGAUAGCGACGGGUGCCACACGGUGGGGUACUUCAGCAAGGAAAAGAACUCCUUCCUCAACUACAACGUGUCCUGCAUUCUGACGUUACCCCCGUACCAGCGCAAGGGUUACGGUCGGCUGCUAAUAGAUUUCAGUUACCUGUUGACGCGAGUCGAGGGUAAAAUUGGAUCUCCCGAGAAGCCGCUGUCCGAUCUGGGUCUGAUCUCGUACCGGUCCUACUGGAAGGACGUCCUGCUGGCGUACCUGUGCUCACGACCUGGGACGACGCUGAGCAUCAAGGAUAUCUCUCAGGAAAUGGCUAUCAAUUCCUACGAUAUCGUCAGCACACUCCAGGCCCUCGGAAUGAUGAAGUACUGGAAGGGUAAACACAUUAUACUCAAGAAGCAGGACGUGCUCGAGGAGUACGAGGAGCGGGUGAAGCGGCGCGGCAACAUGCCCAAGAUUGACCCGGCCUGCCUCAAGUGGACCCCGUUUGUGGCGCCAACGCCGUCGACGCCAUCCUCCUAGCGCCAGUCGUACCACCACCACCAUCACCAUCAUCACUCUUCGCUUCAUCACCACCAGCACCACAAUCCGUACGGGUCGUACUCGAAUCCGUUCGUCAACCAGUACCAUCAGUAUCCGUAUUCGCACCAUCACUUUAGCCAGUACUACAAUAAUAACAAUUAUUUGGCUGGCGGAGGUGGAGGUGGUGGUGGAGGGGGAGGGGGAGGAGGCGGAGGAGGAGCAGGGGGUCACCAAUCGUCCGGGGUGACAACGACCACGCACUAUCUGACGCACAGAGAUCGGGGAGUCUUCUAGGAAGGCUGAUGAGGAGGACGAAGAAGAAAUGCAUGCUUGUGUGUGUUUGUGUCUCUAGGAUAAUUCAACUCUAGCUUUUAAGUGAGAUAUUGUACGCAAUUGUAUCCAGUUUUUAUGAUAAUUAAGGGUAAACUUAUAAGAAGGCCCACUAUUUUAAAAACGCAUUUACUGCUAAACGGUACAAAGUGGUUUUAAAACGGUUAAGUUUUGUCUUUUAUUUGUGUGUGCAUUAACUUUAUGGAUAGGUUACCUUGGUUAGUGAAUGUAGUAGAAAAAUUAUCUGUUUGUUAGAUAUCAGCAAUUUAAAAAAUAAAUAAUUUAGCGCAUUAAAGAAAUAAUCCUGGUGUUUACGGAAAAGUAUUCCGAAAAAAUAUUCAAAAAUCUCUAUUCCAAGGCAGGAUCUCCCAAAUUCCAGAUCCAUUUCAAGUUUCCGUUAAAAUUGGGAUUGCAUUACUGGAUUGCAGCCCGUCUAGAUGCAGGGAUGGGUUGUAGAGGGUUAAGGUUGAACGAAAAAACUGGAUUUACUCCAGAUUUCUCAAAUAAAGUUGGUUGGUUUAUCUUAAAGAGCACACAUUCUUGAACAUCGAAAGAAAGGUCAAACAAAAUUUUGAA
Culex quinquefasciatus (southern house mosquito) is the source of this 4197-nucleotide messenger RNA. RefSeq names its product histone acetyltransferase KAT7 (gene chm). The record is from RefSeq and is a predicted model, not a curated record. The transcript has 10 exons. Bases 319 to 3291 code for a protein of 990 amino acids. Gene Ontology annotation, cellular component: nucleus. Gene Ontology annotation, biological process: regulation of DNA-templated transcription. Gene Ontology annotation, molecular function: histone acetyltransferase activity; zinc ion binding. Lineage: Eukaryota; Metazoa; Arthropoda; Insecta; Diptera; Culicidae.